This is a messenger RNA of Helianthus annuus (common sunflower), 1478 nucleotides long. Its product is annotated as divinyl chlorophyllide a 8-vinyl-reductase, chloroplastic. NCBI's taxonomy places the organism in Eukaryota, Viridiplantae, Streptophyta, Magnoliopsida, Asterales, Asteraceae. The record is from RefSeq and is a predicted model, not a curated record. The coding region runs from base 129 to 1349 and encodes 406 amino acids. The transcript has a single exon. Gene Ontology annotation, molecular function: oxidoreductase activity.
AUCAACCAAUCAUCUGGAUUCUUCCUUGAUAGCAAAAGAGAUAAGAAAAAAAAAAAAAAACAAAUGCUUCCUUCAUCAACUCCAUCUUCAUCCUUCAUCCUUCAUUCACACCUUCAAAAACUUAAACCAUGUCCACUUCCACUUUCUUCUGCGGCAUCACACCCAAUUCUUCAACCUCAACCUUCAAAAAUCUUCUUUCUUUUCCCCACCCAACUAAAAUCCAACCAAAUUCAUCCAAACCCUCUGUUUUUCACCAAACAAGAUUCAAUCCCGUAACCGCAUCAACACCCACAUCUCUCGAAUCACCACCCAAAUCCUCAUUCCGAGACAAACCCCCCAAAGAUAUCAACGUUUUAGUGGUGGGAUCAACCGGCUACAUCGGAAACUUCGUAGUUAAAGAACUGGUUAACAGAGGGUUCAAUGUGAUCGCAGUUUGCAGAGAAAAGAGUGGAAUCAGAGGCAAAAACAGUAAAGAAGACACCUUGAAUAAGCUCAAUGGAGCUAAUGUAUGCUUUUCAGACGUGACCCAGUUGGAAAUCUUGGAAAAAAGUAUCGAAAAUUUAGGGGUUUCUAUCGAUGUUGUGGUUUCUUGUCUUGCGAGUAGAUCUGGGGGUGUUAAAGAUUCAUGGAAGAUUGAUUAUGAAGCGACAAAGAACAGUCUUUUAGCCGGUAAGAGUUUCGGGUCGAAACAUUUUGUGUUGUUGUCUGCAAUUUGUGUGCAGAAGCCGCUUCUCGAGUUUCAAAGAGCGAAGCUGAAAUUCGAAGCCGAAUUGGUCGAAGAAGCGGAAAAGGAUGAGAGUUUUAGUUACAGCAUUGUUAGGCCAACUGCUUUUUUUAAAAGUUUAGGGGGGCAGGUUGAGUUAGUGAAAGAUGGGAAGCCAUAUGUUAUGUUUGGGGAUGGGAAGUUGUGCGCUUGUAAGCCGAUAAGCGAGCCGGAUUUAGCUUCGUUUAUCGCGGAUUGCGUGUUGAAACCGGAUAUGGUUAAUAAGAUUUUACCGAUUGGUGGGCCGGGUAAGGCGUUGACACCGUUGGAACAAGGGGAAAUGUUGUUUAAACUAGCGGGAAAGAAACCGAAUUUUAUAAAAGUGCCGAUUGAAAUAAUGGAUUUUGUGAUAGGGGUUCUUGAUUUUCUUGUGAAGGUGUUUCCGUCGUUGGAAGAUGCGGCUGAGUUUGGGAAGAUUGGGAGGUAUUAUGCGGCGGAAAGUAUGCUUGUUUAUGAUCCGGAAACGAAGGAGUAUAGCGACGAGGGGACGCCGAGUUAUGGGAAGGAUACAUUGGAAGAUUUCUUUAGAAAGGUGCUUGAAGAAGGGAUGGCAGGGCAAGAACUAGGUGAACAGACAAUUUUCUGAAAGUUUUGAGUGUGUUAAAGGUGUGUACUUUGCAAUGUAUUGUGAAUUAUAUGCCAGUUUUGCAUAUAUGUCAAUUGUAUUAUAUUGCUACACUUGCUUUCCAAUUUUAGUAUGAAAAGUGGCGUUUUU